Messenger RNA from Suillus clintonianus, 1124 nucleotides. RefSeq lists its product as uncharacterized. The transcript is spliced from 4 exons. The coding region runs from base 315 to 872 and encodes 185 amino acids. NCBI's taxonomy places the organism in Eukaryota, Fungi, Basidiomycota, Agaricomycetes, Boletales, Suillaceae. The record is from RefSeq and is a predicted model, not a curated record.
CUAACCCAAUUGAUUCUUGAUCGAAGCACAAGGAAGCUAGCCUUGGAGCGAAAUGGAGGAAAAAUACGCUUAUAACAAGAGAAUCAGACAUUAUUCCUCAGUCAUCAACUACUAGACCUUCCUAAUCCAGCAUACAGUAUCUCUCGUCAACCGUAUGUAUUCAAGUUCGGGGGCACGCGGUCGGCUCAUUUUCAGACGACAGAUAAUUCCCUCUCGUUGACUGUUGCUGUCCUCAUUCGUUGAUAGCUUGUGCUCGAACAUAAUCCGUUGUACAACUUGCUAUUUUACAUCUGAUUCAUUGAAGGACUAGAUCCAUGCCUUUUACCCACGACUCAAGUCCCACAGAUACUUCCACCUCUCCCACUGAGACUGAGACCGACCUUGACUUCGGUGAUCCGAGAGAUGGGCAUGUUGUAGCCGUAGCCGUGACCGUCGGUGUCGUCGGUGUCUUCCUUUUUGGACUCAUCACAUGGCUUCUCCUACGUCUGCGUCGCACACCGGCUGACAAGGUUGAUGCGGCUCCCUCCCCCCGUUUAAAACGUACCUUCACAUCAGAUCAUACUCGACCCUCGACUGAGUCCAAGUUCAGUUUCAUGCGGAAACCGAUGCGAGUGGCUCACCAGCAGGAUGAUGGUUCUUGGGACUUUUCAGACCCAGACCCGACGCACAUUUACAUACCUCCCACACCGAGGAGUCCGCUCUCCCCGCUACCCACAGCUCCACGCUCCAAUCGCUCUAGUAUAUACAAGGGCGAGAUGUCCCCAACUGAUUCAGAUCUCGAGGCUCCUCCACCUGCUUACUGCGUAGACGGAACUAUGUGGUCAAUGUGUACUCCUCCACAAGACCAUCCGCCUCAAGCAAUUGCUUAUUAGUUUUUGCCUCUGACUUCGUCAGCAUCACAUUCACCUUACCAUUAUUCUCAUUUUGUCGCUUUCGAUGGUUCAAUUUCUCCACUUUUUUCAUUUCUGGCCAUUUUUCGCCAGGUGCCCUUGUUACGAGUAAUUCGCCGUGUACCAUACAGAGACCCUGAUAGCUUGGCUCACGGACAACGAUAUGUAUAACCACCCUUGUAUGUACUUCAUACUCGUGGUUAAUAUAUCAAAGAUCUGCGUUCUUGCAAUGGC